Molecule: messenger RNA, 3683 nt
Organism: Anguilla rostrata (American eel)
Lineage: Eukaryota; Metazoa; Chordata; Actinopteri; Anguilliformes; Anguillidae
Gene: ttll6
Product: tubulin tyrosine ligase-like family, member 6
Exons: 15
Coding region: 496-2652 (718 amino acids)
Biological process (GO): protein polyglutamylation; microtubule cytoskeleton organization
Cellular component (GO): cilium
Molecular function (GO): tubulin binding; tubulin-glutamic acid ligase activity
Source: RefSeq, a predicted model, not a curated record
UGGGACUUGAAGGAUGUUUUCAAACAGCGUGAUGACAUUCACGUGCCGGAACCUCCACUAACUUUAAUAGCUUAACUAGCUAUAAAGUUUUUCCAAACAGGUCAUGAUCAUGAAACUCUGAGUGUCUCGUAGGAUGGGAACACCUACAGAGAUCAAUGUCAGCGAUUUGGAGGAAGAGGCCGUCAAAUACAGGCACGAGAUUGUGGAUGAAGGCGAGGGGUGGGGCAGUGAAUCCUGCACACCUAUUCAGUCCCCCAACACAACAGGAAAGAGGAAGAAGAAGAAGAAAAAGAGAUGACUGUGGAUCAACCUCACCAACUGCAAAUAUGAGAGCGUGCGACGGGCAGCACGGAAUUAUGGCUUGAGAGAAGCGCCGGAAGGAGAGGAAUGGACACUGUACUGGACAGACUGUUCCGUCUCGCUAGAUCGUGUCAUGGACAUGAAGCGCUACCAGGUUUUGCUUUCUGCUUGUAGAAGAUCAACCAUUUCCCAGGAAUGAGUGAGAUCUGUAGGAAAGACCUGCUGGCCAGAAACAUGAACCGGAUGCUAAAGCUGUUUCCCAAGGAGUACAACAUCUUCCCCCGGACCUGGUGUCUCCCAGCAGAUUAUAGUGACUUCCAGGCUUAUGCCAGGGCCAAAAAACACAAGACAUACAUCUGCAAGCCAGACUCUGGGUGCCAGGGCCGUGGCAUCUUUAUCACCAAGUCCAACAAAGAUAUUCGGCCUGGCGAGCACAUGAUCUGUCAAGUGUACAUCUCUAGGCCUUUCAUCAUUGAUGGAUUCAAAUUCGACCUGCGAAUCUAUGUGCUGGUGACGUCCUGUGACCCCUUCCGCAUCUUCCUGUAUGAUGAAGGGCUGGCACGGUUCUGCACUACGCAAUACAACGAGCCAACAAACAGCAACAUGGAAGAUGUUUGCAUGCACUUGACCAACUACGCCAUCAACAAACACAGUGAAAACUUUGUCCGUGAUGAUGACACUGGUAGCAAAAGGAAACUGUCCACCUUCAACAAGUACCUAGAGGUAAUGCGGUAUGACAAGGAGAAGAUAUGGGCUGAUAUUGAGGACGUGAUCAUCAAAACGCUAAUAUCAGCCCACCCUAUCCUGAAGCACAACUACCAUACCUGCUUCCCCAACCAUGCCUCUGGGAGUGCUUGCUUUGAGAUCCUGGGCUUUGAUGUGCUGCUGGACCAUCGGCUGAAGCCCUGGCUUCUGGAGGUGAACCAUUCCCCGAGCUUCACCACAGACUCCCGGCUAGACCGGGAGGUGAAGGACAGGCUGCUGUAUGACACACUGGUCCUCGUCAACCUUGGGGCCUGCGAUCGCCGCAAGAUCACAGAGGAGGAGAGACGGAGGGUCAAAGAGAGGCUGCAGCAGAACAGAUCCAGAGAGGCCAGGAGCGAGGAGCUGCGUCAGUCGCAGGCUGCCAGCAUCGAGCAGAUGCAGAGAUACGAGGCAAAGAACCUGGGCGGGUUCCGGAGGAUCUUCCCCCGUGAGGGCGGGGAGAAGUAUGAGAGGUUCUUUAAGCACAGCAGUUCCCUUUUCCAGGAGACUGUUGCGUCCAAAGCUAGGGAGGAGUGCGCAAGGCAGCAACUUCAGGAUCUACGUGUGAAACAGGAGCACAAGGACUUUAAAAGCAACCGUAGACGUGACCUCCAGGGGGAGUCUGCAGGAGAGCGGGCCAAACCCCACCCGGCACGCCCUGCCAGCUUGAGCCCCAAAGACUCCACUCUUUUGAACAUGCCCCCCCUCUCCAACCUGAGGAAAGACAUGGUUGUGGCAGCUGACCUGAUGGAUGAGGAGGAGGAGGUGGAGCGAGUGAACGGGCUUCUGCAGCGGGCCUGCCUGCUGCAAGAUCUGGGUGUGGUGGAUCAGGUGCACCAGAUGCUUCAGUGUACAGCUUCACCCCUAGACAAUGCACCGCAACGCAGCCAAAUAAACUCCCAAUAUCAUGUACACAGUACGGCUAUCAUUAUAAAAGAGAGGGACCUGGACGGCAAUCAUAUAAAUCGCAAGCUGGACUCCCCAGCAGAAGUCUCUCGGAGGCCACGGCACCAAUGCUCAGCGAUUCACCAGCACCUGUCCCAUGGGGCCAAGCCCUGUUCCCAAUCGGUUCAGCAGCGCUGGCCCUGGCUUGGCCUGGACAAGGGCCUUCAGGGGACUGAGUCUCUGGAUGAGUUGCACCAUGUUUCCAAAGCAGCAUUAGUGGAGAUGGAAUGUCAGAGGCCCAUGGAGCUAAAAAGAUCCAGCAGUGCACAGCGCAUCCCCAGGACAAUUAGUGCUUCUCUCAGAGCGUUGUACCGUCAGGGCAGCAUGAGUUCAUCCUUCACUGAGACUCGGGUACGUGCCCAAAUGGCCAGCAGUGUGCAGAUUCCCUGCCACCAGCCGAUGUGCACACAGAUAUCCACUGACCGCAACGCACUGCAGAGCCUCUACAUCAUCUCCACCCCAGCCCCUCUCAUUCAGCGCCCAGACCUCCUGCAGCCACCCUGCAAGACCCACCAAAAAAUUCCCACUGCACAAGCCAGGAUACUGGGAGGCAUAUUGUCCAGACCACAUAAAAAUUCACAUCAACUGGCAGCAGAGGACGACAUCCUACCCCCUCAGAUUAGAAACUCUUGUGCUAAGAAUUUGAGAGGAAGAAAAAAAUAGUGCCUGUGGUAAGUGGGACAUUUCAAUGUUAGCAGUUUGUGCAAGACACCUAUGGGAUCUCACUAAUCAGAGUCCCAGGGCAGUAGUGCAUCUGUUUUCUAGGAACACUCUCUCCACCUCAAAUGCCAUGCUUUAAAGCGGAGCUUGUCACGAAACACUGUAGCUAUACCUGUGUAUAGCAGUGUCAUUAAACAGAAGAUUUAACUUUGUGCGGCCUGUAAGUGUCCGCUGUAUUUGUAGAAUUUGGUGGCACUGAAUGUUCCUGUUUUACUGAAUCACUGUGUCUGUACCAUCUUAGCCACCUCCAAGUCUAACAUUCUCACUCAAAAGGAAGUUAUAGAUAUACCUGAAACUGUUUAUAUUUAUUUGCAUAGAAUGUUGAUUUACUGAAGGUUCCUGCUUCCUGCCUAGCCCAAAGCAGCUAUUUUACAGUCAUGGAAACUGUAUCAGACUCUAAAUGUGUGUCAGUUGUUCUACUUUUUAACCUACUGCAGUCUUCUGAUAUGAAAAAGCAGUGCUUUCCAUGCAUCACUGAGUGCAUCGGUGGUAAUCAGUGAAACGUCCCUGAUGCUUCACCUCAUGACAGAUGUCAAAUGAGAAAGGUGUUUCUGUUUGAUUGUCAGAUGUUGGUCCUCACUUUCCCUUAGAAUUCCCCUUCACAACAGUACGGACAGAGAACGGUCUACCCCAGGGCUGUUCAACCCUGUUUCUGGAGAUCUGCUGUCCUGUAGGUGUUCAUUCCAACCCUAACAAACCUCACCUCAUUCAACAGCUAGAAAUCUCAUUGGGCUGCUAAUUAGUAGAAUCAGGCGUGCCAAAUUAGGGUUGACAUGAAAAUCUGCAGGACAGUAGAGCUGCAGGAACAGUAUCUACUGUAUUCACCAUCCAUGUUGAAUUUUAAACAAAGCAUUACAGCAAUCUCAUCAAUUGAAUUAAGAAGAUAUUUAUUCCUUAUUGCUGAUUUUGGUAACCUUGUUGUGACUUAUUUUGACAAGCAUAUUCCUCAAUAAAAAAAACUUUUUUUACUGUGA